AUGAGAAAGGAUGUUAAUAGAUGGGAUAUUACCAAAUUCUGUCGGUUUCACAAUGACUAUGGUCAUGAAACCAAUGAAUGUAACCACCUGAAGGAGGAGAUAGAACUACUCAUUAGACAAAACAAUGCCCAUCUGAAGAGGUAUGUACGACCGACUGCCGACCAGCAUCCUCAACAGUCUUCUAAGCAACAGUCUCAAUAUUAUCAGAGCAAUCAACCUCUCCUACCACCACUAGUUGCUGGUUGGCUAUAUAUGAUUUGCGGCGAGCUGCAUUUGGCCGGAAACUUCGACAAAGCUCGAGAAAGAUACGCUCAUUCCCUUAGGCAUGAGCAGGAGGAAGAUGUAUUGGAUGUCCAAGAGCGUACUUCCAAACAGCCUCGUUAUGAGUGUGAGCCCAUCACAUUCAGCGAGGAAGACACAAGUCACAUACAUCAUCCACAUAAUUAUUCGUUGGUGGUAGAAGUACAGAUCGCUAAUAUGAUCGUGGCCCGAACGAUGAUUGACCAUGGGUCAUCUGCCAACAUCAUGUUCAAGAGUACCAUGGAAAGGAUGAAUUUAAGCAUCAGAGAUCUGGAACACUACGAGCAACUGCUGUAUGACUUUACAGAGAAUGGCAUGGCCUUGGUAGAAAGCAUAAGGUUGUCUUUGACAGUGGGAACGACACCUAACAGCAACACUGUAAUGGCUUUGUUCGUUGUAAUAGACAUCCCUUCUCCGUACAAUGCCAUGAUAGGCCGACCAAUCACUUCAGUCUUCCAUCUGCUUGUCAAAUUCCCAACCCGGGUAGGUAUAGGAUGUCUCAAAGGGAACCAACUGGUGGCUAGAGAAUGUUAUAAUUUGUUAGUAAAAAAGGCAGGGAAGGCAGUUUUCACCGCACAACCUGCAGGGCCUAGUCACUAG
This is a messenger RNA of Humulus lupulus (European hop), 900 nucleotides long. RefSeq lists its product as uncharacterized. NCBI's taxonomy places the organism in Eukaryota, Viridiplantae, Streptophyta, Magnoliopsida, Rosales, Cannabaceae. Bases 1 to 900 code for a protein of 299 amino acids. The record is from RefSeq and is a predicted model, not a curated record. The transcript has a single exon.